Anastrepha obliqua is the source of this 584-nucleotide messenger RNA. Its product is annotated as cuticle protein 16.5. The record is from RefSeq and is a predicted model, not a curated record. The coding region runs from base 1 to 396 and encodes 131 amino acids. Lineage: Eukaryota; Metazoa; Arthropoda; Insecta; Diptera; Tephritidae. The transcript is spliced from 2 exons.
AUGUUCAAAUCGUGCAUUAUCUUCGCGUUUCUCGCAUCGUUCGCCUGUGCUUCUGCUAAGCCUGCCUUGGUCGCUUAUGCCGCUCCAAGUGUCGUGACCGCACAAAGCUCGCAGUACAUUGCACGCAAUUACAACGGUGUUGCUGCCGUACCUGUCGUCGCCGCCGCAUACACUGCGCCCGCUGUAGCUGCUGCUCCCGUUGCUGCCGCAUACACUGCGCCCGCUGUAGCUGCCGCACCUGUUGCUGCUGCCUACACUGCGCCCGCUGUAGCUGCUGCUCCCAUUGCUGCCGCAUACACAGCACCCGUUGCUGCUGCCUACAGCGCGCCUGUCGCUUCGUACGCCUCAUACGCCUCGUACUAUCCCUACAACGCCGCUUACACUGUAGCUUUCUAAUCGUCCAUUAAAUGGAAAAACAUGACUCAGGGCUGGCUUCAAAUGGUAAAAACUGAAAAAGGCAACUAAAUUGGACUCUUAUUAAGGAAAAUGCAUUUUCGUUAUAACAAACUGGAAUUUUGUGUGAUCGUUGUUGAUUUUCGUUACAUAUUUGCAUUAUUGAAGACUUUCUGAAUGGCAAAACAAUA